CUUAGGAACCAAAAACUCUUGGUGCAAAUCCAAGUAGUAGCUGUGUCCUUCCCUGCAUCUCUCAUAACGUCUAGCCUCCUCAUUAUCUUUUCCCUUUUAACACUGCCUCUAAUCACUAGCUUACUCUCUGCCCCAGUAAAACCAAUUUGAGCAGUAACACACGUCAAACCCGCCGUCAAGACAGCAUUCUUUGUAAGUCUCCUCCCCUUAUUCCUUUUUCUUAACCACGGCAUAGAAGAAGUUAUCUCCACCUGAACUUUAAUAGACACCCUAACAUUUGACGUAACUAUUAGCCUUAAAUUCGAUCACUACUCACUUAUCUUCACACCCGUGGCUUUGUACGUAACCUGGUCGAUUCUAGAAUUUGCAACCUGGUACAUGAGCGAUGACCCCGACAUGGGCCGAUUCUUUAAGUACCUCUUGAUUUUCCUCAUCGCAAUAAUUGUGCUAGUUACAGCUAAUAACCUCUUUCAACUUUUCAUCGGCUGGGAAGGCGUCGGCAUCAUAUCUUUCCUCCUUAUCGGCUGGUGGUCCGGCCGAGCCGACGCCAACACAGCCGCCCUCCAAGCAGUUGUUUAUAACCGAGUGGGGGACAUCGGACUAAUUUUUGCCAUGGCCUGAAUAGCCACAAGCUGCAACUCCUGGGACAUGGAGCAGAUUUUUAUCACAAUCCAACAUUUCAACGUAACUCCCCCUGCUUUAGGAUUAAUUAUUGCCGCUGCUGGAAAGUCCGCCCAAUUCGGCCUCCAUCCGUGACUCCCCUCUGCUAUAGAGGGCCCAACACCAGUAUCCGCCCUCCUUCACUCCAGCACCAUAGUAGUUGCCGGUAUUUUCCUCCUUAUCCGCAUGAGCCCCCUACUCGAAAAAAGCCCAAUCGCUCUAACCCUCUGCCUAUGUCUGGGAGCAUUAACAGCUAUGUUUGCAGCCUGCUGCGCUCUAACCCAUAACGACCUCAAAAAGAUUAUUGCAUUCUCUACAUCCAGCCAACUCGGCCUUAUGAUAGUCACUAUCGGCCUCAACCAACCACAACUCGCCUUCCUUCACAUCUGCAUGCAUGCAUUUUUUAAAGCCAUACUUUUCCUCUGCUCCGGAUCAAUUAUCCACAGUCUACAAGGUGAACAAGACAUCCGAAAGAUGGGCGCCAUUCAACACCAGACCCCCUGAACUUCUUCCUGCUUUACUAUCGGCACUCUUGCCCUCACCGGCAUGCCUUUCCUCGCUGGCUUCUUCUCUAAAGACGCUAUUAUUGAAGCAAUAAACACUUCCUACCUAAACACUGGGGCCCUACUACUUACCCUUAUUGCCACGGCUUUCACAGCCGUCUACAGCAUCCGCCUAAUCUACUUCGUGCACCGAGGCAGCCCCCGGUGUAUAGCUAUCGCCCCUAUCGGCGAGGUAGACCCCGAAGUUAUUAACCCCCUUAAACGGCUUGCAUGAGGAAGUAUCCUCGCAGGCCUAUGCAUUACCUUAAAUGUCAUUCCCCUCAAAACCCCCGUAAUGUCUAUGCCUCCUCUCCUCAAACUGACCGCCCUCGCCCUUUCAAUUUUAGGCCUCCUUAUUGCACUCUGAGUUAUCGCCCCCUCAGCCACACCCGCCCAAACUACCCUUUUUCCCACCCCCCACCACUUCACUAGCUUACUCGGGUAUUACCCCGCCAUCGUUCACCGAGCUACCCCCAAACUGUCAUUGUUAUGAGGUCAAACGGCCGCCAACCAAACAAUUGACCAAUGCUGACUAGAAGCAGUCGGACCCAAAGCCACUACAACCCUUAACAAACCCCUAAUUACUGCCACAAGCAACACCCCGGAGGGCUACACAAAUUUAGCUUUCCUCCUCCUCCUCUUAGACGUCGCCUUAGUGUGCGCAAUAUUUAUCGCUUAG
Bicyclus anynana (squinting bush brown) is the source of this 1881-nucleotide messenger RNA. Its product is annotated as NADH-ubiquinone oxidoreductase chain 5-like. Gene Ontology annotation, biological process: ATP synthesis coupled electron transport; electron transport coupled proton transport. Gene Ontology annotation, molecular function: NADH dehydrogenase (ubiquinone) activity. The transcript has a single exon. Lineage: Eukaryota; Metazoa; Arthropoda; Insecta; Lepidoptera; Nymphalidae. The record is from RefSeq and is a predicted model, not a curated record. The annotation marks the transcript as partial.